Electrophorus electricus (electric eel) is the source of this 2482-nucleotide messenger RNA. RefSeq names its product protein kinase, AMP-activated, alpha 2 catalytic subunit (gene prkaa2). Gene Ontology annotation, cellular component: cytoplasm. Gene Ontology annotation, biological process: protein phosphorylation; intracellular signal transduction. The record is from RefSeq and is a predicted model, not a curated record. Lineage: Eukaryota; Metazoa; Chordata; Actinopteri; Gymnotiformes; Gymnotidae. Gene Ontology annotation, molecular function: ATP binding; protein serine/threonine kinase activity.
AUCUCACUUUAAGAGGAGGAGCUGAUCUGAGAUCGGCCCUAAACAUAGAGCCCGUUACCUUAACGGUGAAGAUCCGAACGAAGUUCUCCGCCCCUUUCUGCACUCCGGCUCGGGCAAGCGGAGGGAUCCCAAAUGGUAAAAUGGCUGAGAAGCAGAGGCACGAAGGCAGGGUUAAGAUAGGACACUACAUCCUCGGAGACACGCUCGGAGUCGGCACGUUUGGCAAAGUGAAGAUUGGAGAGCACCAGCUGACAGGACAUAAGGUUGCUGUUAAGAUUCUGAACAGACAGAAGAUCCGCAGUCUUGAUGUGGUUGGCAAAAUCAAGCGAGAAAUCCAGAACCUUAAGCUGUUCCGCCAUCCACAUAUCAUCAAGUUGUACCAGGUGAUCAGUACUCCCACAGAUUUCUUCAUGGUGAUGGAGUAUGUGUCUGGAGGGGAACUCUUUGACUAUAUCUGUAAGAACGGAAGGGUGGAGGACAGUGAGGCACGGCGUUUGUUCCAGCAGAUCAUCUCAGCUGUGGACUACUGUCACAGACACAUGGUGGUGCACAGAGACCUGAAACCAGAGAAUGUUCUUCUGGAUGGCAGCAUGAACGCCAAGAUCGCCGACUUUGGUCUCUCGAACAUGAUGUCAGACGGGGAGUUCCUGAGGACGAGCUGUGGAUCGCCUAACUACGCUGCGCCAGAGGUCAUUUCUGGAAGACUGUACGCGGGCCCAGAGGUGGACAUCUGGAGUUGUGGCGUGAUCCUGUACGCCCUGCUGUGCGGGACGCUGCCCUUCGAUGAUGAGCACGUGCCCACUCUCUUCAAGAAGAUCCGCGGUGGCGUCUUCUACAUCCCUGAGCACCUGACGCGCUCCGUAGCGAGUCUGCUACUGCUCAUGCUCCAGGUGGACCCACUGAAAAGAGCCACCAUCAAAGACGUCCGUGAGCACGAGUGGUUCAAACGGGACCUCCCCGGCUACCUGUUCCCGGAGGACCCCUCGUAUGACAGCACAGCGGUGGACGAGGAGGCCGUGCGCGAGGUGUGCGAGAAGUUCGAGUGUGCCGAGGCCGAGGUGCUGGGCAGCCUGUUCAGCGGCGACCCACAAGACCAGCUGGCAGUGGCAUACCACCUGGUCAUCGACAACCGUCGCAUCAUGAACCAGGCCAGCGAGUUCUACCUGGCUUCCAGCCCGCCCACGGGCUCCUUCAUCGAGGAGGGCGUGCCCCUGCCCCCGGGCAUCAAGCCCCACCCCGAGAGGAUGCCCCCGCUCCUGGCCGACAGCCCGAAGGCCAGGUGCCCGCUGGACGCGCUCAACACCACCAGACCCAAGCCGCUGGCCGUCAAGAAGGCCAAGUGGCACCUGGGGAUCCGCAGCCAGAGCAAACCCUAUGACAUCAUGGCCGAGGUGUACCGCGCCAUGAAGCAGCUGGACUACAACUGGAAGGUGGUGAACCUCUACCACUUGAGGGUGCGUCGGAAGAACCCCGUCACUGGUAACUUUGUGAAGAUGAGUUUGCAGCUCUACCAGGUGGACAACCGCAGCUAUCUGCUGGACUUCAAGAGCAUCGACGAUGACGUAGCUGAGCAAAAAUCCGGCUCGUCCACGCCGCAGCGCUCCGGCUCAGCGGCUGGGUUCCACCGGCCCCGUCUCAGCAUCGACUCUGCCACUGUUGCCGUGGAGAUACCGCAGCUGAGCAGCUCGCUCCCAGGCACUUUCCCGGGCAGCACACCCCUGCUGGCACUGCGCCAGGGAAGCCACACCAUGGACUUCUUCGAGAUGUGUGCCAGCCUCAUCACUACACUGGCACGCUAAGCUGCUGUCACACACACACACACACACACACACACACACACACUCACAUACUUACAUCCAUAUACACACACAUUCACACACUGUAGCACACAAUAACCUGUGUUACGGGUAAAGCUAUUGAGCAACUCUCACCCUGUGUAGCAGUCACCAUUACACUUCAGUGUAGUAAAAAUCUCUCUAGCUCAGCAGUGAGGUCUUCUGACGCCUGUGUAGGUUUCAGAGCCCUUCAUUCAGUUUGUUUUUGUAUAUCAUGUAUUCAUAAUACUGAUUCAGUUAUGUUAUACAUGUAUUAUACUGUCUAUAUGCACCUAGUCCUCACUUUAGUACCUGAAUUGCUGUUAAAUGCAAUGGCAUACCAAAAACUAGGUUUCUAUGCAUACGGAGAGGAUUGAUAAUAAUUUAGAUAUCAGAAUAUUUAUUUUUUGGAGAUUAAGAUAUUUAGUUGCUUUACUUAGACACUAUUUUGUGGUGUGUGGAAAUAAUUGCAAGUGUUCUGAAAUGCAGGCUUGAGUAACGCGAUAUGGUUAUAGGGAAGGCUCCCAGCGAGCAUGUUAAGACUAACCAAACACACGCCAUCUUUAGUAUAAAGCUCUGACAACCGCUGCUGUCGCGUUGUUUACUUAGGUUGUUUACUUAGGCAGAACAGUGAUUUUUCACUUCUGAAUAAAAGCUCUGUGGCCUUC